AGAUAACAUUUGUGAGAAGUUUAUUCAUCUGAUUGAUCAUCGAGAGAGAAACCACCAUGGCGGAUGUAGCUCUAAUCAGUGGAUUGCUUUCAAACUUGGCACCUCUGAUUCAGGAUGAAUUCUCGUUGGUUUGGAGUUUUAAGGAGGAGGUUCAAAAGCUAUCGAGCACUCUAUCUGCAAUUAAUGCCGUACUCAAAGAUGCUGAGCGAAAGACUGUGCGGGAAAAGGACGAACAAACGGAAGAUUGGUUGCGUAAACUGAAAGAUGUGGCGUACGAGGUUCGAGACAUCAUGGAUGAGUGCACCUAUGCAGAUCUUCGUCUUGAAGUCAAGAGGCGUAAUGCCUCCUCUUCAACCCUGAUCCAGGUAACCAACUCAAUAACCCGUCCUUUUAUCAGUACUAGGACACGUCGAAAAGUUGGUCACAAAAUUAAGGAUGUUCAAAAGAAGCUUGACCAAAUUUCUUUAGAGCGCCAAAAGUUAAAUUUCCUUGAAUCUGUUCCUGACUCAAAAAUAGACAAGCUUACUAGUAGUUCGCGUGAAACCAUCUCUCUUUCUAGUUGUAAUCAAGUUUAUGGGAGAGAUAAGGAAAAGAAACAGAUUAUUGAUAUUCUGGUCAAUAAUACAUCUGGUGCUUGUGUGGAUAAAACACUAUCUGUUUUACCCAUUGUUGGAAUUGGGGGUCUUGGUAAAACAACACUCGCCCAAACUGUCUUCAACGACCAGGAGAUUACUAAGCAUUUUGAAACCAAAAUCUGGGUUUGUGUUUCUGAUGAGUUUGACAUUAAAUUGGUGAUGAAAGCCAUCUUAGAAGAAAAGGCGGAAGCACGCUCAGAAGAAUUGCAGAGAAAAGUUAGAGAAAAAUUGAACGGGAAAAGAUAUUUGCUUGUAUUGGAUGAUGUUUGGAAUGAAGAGGUUGAGGCAUGGAGGAGGUUGAGAUCUAUAUUGGAUUGUGGAUCAAAUGGUGCAUUUGUCCUUACAACGACACGUAAAGGAAAUGUGGCAGAAAUCAUGGGAACAAUUCAACCUUUUGAAUUAUCCUCGCUCUCUCAAGAUGAUUGUUGGUUAUUAUUCGAAGAAUGCGCAAAACCAAAACUUCCAAACUUUAUUAAUAUUGGUAAAGAAAUAAGUAGAAAAUGUAAGGGUGUUCCCUUAGUUACCAAUGUCUUGGGAAGCCAAUUGCGAUUCAAUUGUGACGAAAAGGAAUGGUGCAGAAUAAAAGAUAGUGAGAUAUGGGAGAUUUCACAAAAUGAAAAUUUAAUCUUGUCAAUUCUAAGAUUGAGUUAUUAUGAUCUCCCUUAUCAUUUGAGAAGAUGUUUUGUGUUUUGUGCUAUAUUUUCCAAGGAUGCUGAAAUUGAAAAGGAGAGAUUAAUUCAAUUGUGGAUGGCCCAUGGUUUAAUUCCUACCGUUAAAAACCAAGAAGUGGAAGAUAUUGGGAAUACAAUUUGGAAUGAGUUGUGUCGGAGAUCCUUUUUUCAAGACGAGAAAUUCGAUUGGUCUAGAAAUGAAAUAUGUAAGAUGCACGAUCUUAUGCACGAUCUUUCCGAAUCUGUUAUGAAAGAUGAAUGUUAUACGUUGGAUGUUAAUAACUCAAGUGGUGGUUUAAAACGAGAUAUCCGUCAUCUAACGGUAAGGGUGGGUGAAUUUGUCAAAAAUUCAUUUUGUUCUCUUAAGAAAAUUGGAGGGUUGCAAUCACUAAUGCUCCAUGGCAGAUAUGUUGAAGGAAAUGUCAGAGAGAAGAUUUGUUUGAGUGUCUUGAAGGAACUUUCGACUUUACGUGUCCUUGAACUGAGGUGUAAUAGCAAAUAUCAACAUUUAGAAUAUGUGGGAUGUCUAAAACAUCUUAGAUACUUGGACAUUUCCUAUAACGUUCAGAUAACAAUAUUACCUGAUAGUAUUUGUGAUCUCUUGAACUUACAGACUUUGAAACUCAAUGGGUGUUUUAAGCUUGAAAGUUUGCCCAGAAAUACGAAAGACCUUAUUAGUCUGCGGCAUAUUUAUUUGGAGGGCUGUGAUGGAUUAAAAUAUAUGCCGAGAGGGAUGGAACAAUUGAAAAAUCUGAAGACAUUAAGCUUGUUUGUGAUAGGCAUGAAGGAGAAAGACGGUCAACUAGAUGAAUUAAAAGAAUUGGAUAUCCGUGGAACAUUGAAAUUGAAGAAUCUUGGAAGAGUUAGUGAUGCAUCUAUUGCAAGAGGGGUAGGUAUGGCUAAAAAGACGAGUAUCAAUGAAUUGGAGUUGGAUUGGACAUCUGUUGAUGAAGUUGAUGAGAGCAAGAGUACUAGAGAUGAGAAAAUUGGUGAAGCUCUAGAGGUUUCAACUGCAAGGCUGAAGAAAUUGAAAAUGAGUGGUUACAAAGGUGUGAAUCCCCCUAAAUGGGUGAACAAUGUGAAUACGAUUGCUAGUAGCAGCGUUGACAAUGAAAUGAUAGUACUAUUCCCUUUGUUAGAGCAAUUGGAGAUUUGGAGUAUGAAGAAUUUGAGGGAAUUGGUGUCACCUAGCUGUACUAGAGCAUUCCCUAAUUUAUGCAAGAUUGAGAUAUGGUAUUGCCCAAAGUUAGGGGCCUUGCCACCGCAUCUCAAAGCACUCAAAGAUGUAACUGUUAUUGGUGAAUGUUCGGAUGAAUUGUUAUAUAGCAUCUUGAAUCUUAAUGGUACUCUCACUCGUCUCAAACUUCAUAAUAAUGAUGUGGAGCAUCUAGUGAACAACAACAUGAAUGGAAUUGAAGUAGUGUUAUUCCCUUUGCUAGAGAUACUUAGUAUUGGUAACAUGGAGAAUUUGAGGGAAUUGGUGUCUCCUACUAUUCCUAGUGCCGGAGCAUUCCCUAAUCUAUCCAGGUUGAUGAUACAUGAUUGUCCAAAGCUAGGGGCCUUGCCACUGCAUCUCAAAUCACUCAAACAUGUACGUAUUGAGGGUGAAUGUUCGGAUGAGUUGUUAUAUAGCAUCUCAAAUCUUAGUGCUCUCACUAGUCUCUCUCUUCGUUAUAUGAAUGAAAGAAGUGUUUUAUUUGGAGCUGGUUAUAAGGCAUUAAUGUUUGAUGAUGAGAUACCAUCAACAUCAUCAUCGUCAAAUAAUAAUAGUGAAGCACAAUUAGGAGGAAGAGUACGCUCAACUUUCCAAUCUCUUCAAUUUCUGGGUAUUAUAGGGUGUAAGAAGUUAAGGCGUUUGUUUGAUGAGGGAAUGAUAUCAAAGAUUAGUGGCUGCCAGAACAAACACUUCAUCAACUCUCUCACGCAAUUGGAUAUUAGUUAUUGUCCGGAGUUGAUGAUAUCAGUUGAGGAAUUUGUUGGAAACCUCAAUAUUAAUAAUAAUUCACUACAGCAUUUGAUUAUUAGAAGUUGUCCUAAGUUGGUGUCAUCAGAAGAAGCGGACGAUGUUAUCGCACUCCUGCGUUCCCUUCGAACCAGACUUGGUCCUGAGAACUUCCAUUUAUAUUCUAUUGGAAGAGGAAUAGAAGAAAGAGAAGAAGAGUCAAUUAAAAGUGAUAACCUAAAGGAGUAGAAGACUGAACAAACAAGGAGGUACGUACCAAUAUAAUCUAUUAUAUUGGAAAACAAAUUAACACGAAGAGCAGAGCAGAGCAUACAAAUUUGGUAUGUAGAGAGCUCUAUAUAUAUAUCUGUUUCUAUGAUUUUAUUUUUAAACCAAUCCAUUAUAUAAUGGUCAUAUUCACAGUAUAACAUAUGUUAUAUAACCUUUUGCAUCAGGAAAAUUCAAGAAUCUUCUGCGUUUAGAAAGUGGGGGAAGUUAUUGUUGAUGCGUCAAACUACGAAUAAGCCAAAUAUUAUUGUAUAAUAGGAUUUGAUCUAAUUUUCUUUGCACUUUUAAUUUUAUUUACAUAUUUGAUUUGAUGCAUA
This is a messenger RNA of Impatiens glandulifera, 3853 nucleotides long. RefSeq names its product putative disease resistance protein RGA1. Gene Ontology annotation, biological process: defense response to other organism. Gene Ontology annotation, molecular function: ADP binding. NCBI's taxonomy places the organism in Eukaryota, Viridiplantae, Streptophyta, Magnoliopsida, Ericales, Balsaminaceae. The record is from RefSeq and is a predicted model, not a curated record. Bases 57 to 3497 code for a protein of 1146 amino acids. The transcript is spliced from 2 exons.